AUGACAACCGCCCGCGCAAUCCGCAUGGCCUUCCAGGCCCUCGAACAAGCCGAAGGCGCCGGCGCGCGCGUGCGACGCUCAAUCGGCACACCGAAACUCCGCAACUUCAGCCCAUUCCUGAUGCUCGAUCACUUCACAAUCGGGAAAGGCGCCGGUUUCCCCGACCACCCUCACCGCGGCCAAGAAACCAUCACAUACCUGUUGUCCGGCGGCGUCGACCAUGAAGAUUUCGCCGGAAACCGCGGCACUAUUGGCCCCGGAGACCUACAAUUCAUGACCGCCGGAAAGGGGAUUAUGCAUGCCGAAAUGCCGCAUGAGAAUGAAGACGGGAGUCCCAAUGUCGGAAUGCAGUUGUGGGUUGAUCUUCCCAAAGAGCUCAAGGCUGUCGACCCACGAUAUCGGGAUUUGCGAUCCACUGAAAUCCCUGUUGCGGAUGUCGAUGAGGGGAGAGUGAGCAUUAAAGUGAUUAGCGGGCAAUCGCAUGGUGUCGAUUCAGUGCGUGAUUUGGCGUAUACGCCGUUAUGGUUCUUUGAUAUCAGCAUCAAGCCUGGCGGACGUGUAAAGCAGAUUUUGCCGCUGGGAUGGAAUGCGUUUGCGUAUACGCUGGAAGGAACGACGCAUUUCGUCACAGAUAACGGCGACACGAAACCCAUAAAUCAAUUCCAUAACGUCGUGUUUCAGCAAUCCGGUGAUCAUAUUGAGGCGUAUGUACCUGAUAAUGCAGAGCAGGAGUCGAGGUUUAUUCUUGUGGCGGGACAGCCACUGAACCAAGAGGUUGUACAAUACGGUCCGUUUGUGUGCACGUCCAAGGAAGAGGUGUAUCAGGCCAUGCUUGAUUUCCAGAGUGCAAAGAAUGGGUUUGAGAGGAGUUUUGGGUGGCAGAGUGAGAUUGGGAAGAGGAUGAAUCAAUUCUAG
Molecule: messenger RNA, 915 nt
Organism: Talaromyces amestolkiae
Lineage: Eukaryota; Fungi; Ascomycota; Eurotiomycetes; Eurotiales; Trichocomaceae
Exons: 1
Coding region: 1-915 (304 amino acids)
Source: RefSeq, a predicted model, not a curated record